Dipodomys ordii (Ord's kangaroo rat) is the source of this 889-nucleotide messenger RNA. RefSeq names its product MORN repeat containing 2 (gene Morn2). Bases 1 to 777 code for a protein of 258 amino acids. The record is from RefSeq and is a predicted model, not a curated record. The transcript is spliced from 7 exons. Lineage: Eukaryota; Metazoa; Chordata; Mammalia; Rodentia; Heteromyidae.
AUGGACACGGAGACCCAAGCGGGGACUCCCGGGGCCGCCGCUCCUCCGAGGCUGGCCGCCCCACCCGCAGGUGGGGAGGCUCCGGCAGUAGGCCACGCGCACGCCAGUGGACCGCGGAAGCGGAGGACGUACCUGGCUCGCAGUGCUGCUUCUCGGGGCAGCGGUCGGGAGGUGGCAACCCCAAGAGUCGGGGGUCCCAACUGGCUCCGGGCUCGGACCUCACCUGGAGCGGCACGGUGGGGGGGCCCCCGCUGCAGCCGCACAGCCCACCGCCUUCUUCUGAUUGGCUCCUCUCAUCUUUACUUCCGGGCCGCAGAGCUGGCGGGCCGGAGGGAGACGCCGAGUCCCCUGAGUCCCUCCUGCUCCUCUCAGUCGUCACCUUCGGAAAUAUUUAAGAUAUGCUUUAUAUUUCCAAAUGGAGACAAAUAUGAUGGUGACUGUACAAGAACAUCUACUGGAAUCUAUGAGAGAAAUGGAAUAGGGAUUCAUACCACUCCUAAUGGGAUUGUCUAUACAGGAAACUGGCAAGAUGACAAGAUGAAUGGCUUUGGCAAACUUGAGCACUUUUCAGGAGCAGUGUAUGAAGGACAGUUUAAAGACAAUAUGUUUCAUGGACUGGGGACUUACACAUUUCCAACUGGGGCAAAGUACACUGGAAACUUCAAUGAAAAUAGGGUAGAAGGCGAAGGGGAAUACACUGACAUUCAAGGACUACAGUGGUGUGGUAACUUUCAUUUCACGGCUGCUCCAGGCCUGAGACUAAAGCUUUUCAUGUAGAUAGAUGUUCUACAUAAGUUAAAUUUGGUAACUGAGCUUUCAGUUGUAUGUGAUCAACUAAAUCUGUCAUCUGAAGUGACUUCAUACACUACUGUAUAAAUUUGGCAAUAAA